Etheostoma cragini (Arkansas darter) is the source of this 1247-nucleotide messenger RNA. RefSeq names its product myomaker, myoblast fusion factor (gene mymk). Gene Ontology annotation, cellular component: plasma membrane. The transcript has 6 exons. Lineage: Eukaryota; Metazoa; Chordata; Actinopteri; Perciformes; Percidae. The record is from RefSeq and is a predicted model, not a curated record. The coding region runs from base 206 to 1063 and encodes 285 amino acids.
ACUCACUCGUCACACAUUUGGACUGAGAGACCCGAGGACAUCCAUUUUCCUAGUUGAUAUCACAUUUUUAUUAAUUUAGCACUUUAACACACUACUGAGUGUACACAGUGUUUAAUGUCUCUUCUUAGAUAAUUUCAAAGAUUUUCUAAAGCCCAAGGGAUAUUUUCUUAUCUACAAGUUGAGUUGUGUUUGCUGUCCCUCCACAAUGGGUGCAUUUAUUGCCAAGAUGCUGCUUCCGACAGUCAGCAGCCUGGUGUUUCUGCCUACAGCCAGUGUGGCUGCCAAGAGGGGCUUCCACAUGGAGGCCAUGGUCUACUUCUUCACCAUGUUCUUCACUGCGAUCUACCAUGCAUGUGAUGGACCAGGCCUCUCCAUUCUGUGUUUCAUGAGAUACGACGUUCUGGAGUACUUUAGUGUUUACGGCACAGCUCUCUCCAUGUGGGUCACACUGAUAGCUCUGGGCGACUUUGAUGAACCCCAGCGCUCCAGUAUGACCAUGUUUGGAGUGCUGACCAUCGCUGUGAGGAUCUACCAGGAUCGCUGGGGCUAUGGGAUCUACUCCGGACCCAUCGGAUCAGCUGUCUUCAUCAUCACUGUCAAAUGGCUGCAGAAGAUGAAGCAGCUGAGGGGAGUAUAUCCAGAGAAGACAGUGUACACGCAGCAGGUCGGUCCAGGCUGCUGCUUUGGGGCUCUUGCUCUGAUGCUGCGUUUCUACUUUGAGGAGUGGGACUACGCCUAUGUCCACAGCUUCUACCAUCUGUCUCUGGCGGUGUCCUUCAUCCUGCUGCUGCCAAAGAAGAACCGCUACGCAGGGACAGGACAAAACGCGGCUAAACUCAGCUGGUUCACUCUCUGCUGCUGUUCCAUGUCCCCUGGUACUACUAAAGAGAAGACAGACAAGCCGAAGAAGAAGUCGUCUCGUAGCGUCUGGACAAUCCCCACAGAGAAGCCUUGGAAACAACGCAGUAGCACCCCCAUCCUGCCUCUUUACACCCCCCCACCCACCACACCUGUCAAAGGGACCAGCAUCAGCAAGCUCAAAGAGAUGAACGGCUGGAAGUGAACCCCAAGAUGUAACUAAGUCACAUAGAAGGACUUCAUCCUGAAGUGAAGGAAAGGCAGAGAUAGUGGUCAGCUAGAAGCGGGAAACAGGAAAAUCACCAAAUAACGGUCAGCCAUGCUGAUAAACUUGUAUGUGGCUGCUAAGUUAAUCUUCUUCAGCAGGAAACCAACCAUCAUGAGGAUGU